CACAUCUUAAUUUCACUUAGGCGUAAAUACUAAUACUACAGUUGGGGACAAUUGGCUUCAAUUGUUUUUCAAAUGUAUACUUCUAUCAUAGUAAUAACCUACUUCUACUAGCGACUUUAACUUGCCGCACUUAAUACCGUAUAUAACUUAUUAGUAACUUUAACUACGCUUGGGUAUUGCUUUAUAAUUGCUUUAUUUAUUGCUAAUAUUUAUCAAGCCAGGGGGGGAGGACAGAGUUUGUGAGAGAUGAAAUUUUUACUCAAGAGUAAUAGCUCGAGUUAAGAGCAUGUCAAACCUGACUUUUUACUGUCAGAAUUGAUGCAUGUAAAUAUCGAGUGAAUAUGUAGCUAAGAGGAAAUCGACUUAGGAUAGACCUUAUCACUGGCCCAUGUGCUUUUUCUUGCCACAGUGUGAAAUAUUUCGCCCCUUUUAAUUUCGAGCAUAAAGUUUUUAAAACAAUUUGUUCGUAGUUUGAAAGAGACAGCCCUGCAAUACGUUUUCUUUGCCAAAGUGAAAUAUUUCGCCUCUAUUGAAACCACUCGAAUAAGUCAUUCACAAUAAACAUGUUAUCCAUUCAUUUGGACGAGGCUACCUUCGACGCUGUCAUAGCGAUUAUGGCUACAAUUGGAUUUUUUACUGCAUAAAUAUUCCAAGAAUUUUAUAAAUGGCGUAAAUGUGUCAAACAAUAUAAGUCCUUGAAUCUUUCUUCAAGAUAUCACUACAGCAGAGUCUCUGCGUCAGCUUCUCGAUCAUAAAGAGGUGCUUGUGCAUUCGGAAUAAUUUAAUCGCUCUAGUGGAUCAACCAUGAAACAACCGAAAGAUUUCGUGUGUUGUGCUUCUCCCUUAUUCAUUUUGAUCGUCUGUAUAUGCCCUCACAUUGCCACAUUACAACACACAGUUGAUCUACUCGAAUCGAAAUCAUCUGAGCGGACUACGGAAUCAAGACGGCAAAACCCAGGCAGAGUUCGACGAAGUUCGAAAAAUUAUACAUGUAGAGGAAAUCAAACAACGUUUGAAUACAGCGCGAAUGGUGGUUGUUUUUACGACAACGCUUGCUUCAAGAUUUUUUCAGAUUGUUGUCCGGAUUACCCAAAGCUAUGUGGUGGACAGGAGUCAAACAAAACUACCGAUAUCAAAGAGCCUGCUUCAGCAUGGAAAUGUAUCCCAUUUGGUGUCGCGCGCGGAGAGGAUAUUUCAUGCGUAGCCCUUGGAAUAACCGGGGUUUGGAUGAUAAAUAAAUGUCCAUCUAACGACUCCGUCAACAGGUUAGUAGCCAAAUGUAAGGACGUCCCAAUGGGGCUAUCGUAUCCUACAACAGAGUUUUCGUAUUCUGUAGGGGAUAUUAUUCCAGUGGUUGGGGAAAAUUUCCUUACUUACCGUAAUAAGUACUGCGCCUUGUGCAAUGGCGUAGAAAAUUUCACAUCUUGGGAUAUACGUGUUAAAACAAACGUUGUUCCCCCCGAGGGCUACGACCUGAAUCAAAAGAUCAAGUUUAUCUUGGAAAACGGGGGAAAGAUCGAAUCUUUUUCGCCCCACAUGGAUCAACCACGGAGGUAUUGUUAUGGAAUGAAUUAUAUAGACAACUGUAAUAAUUCAACAAAUCAACAUUAUAAACGUUGUAUUGAAGGUCCUAUUGCAGUCGUAACAAGCAGCGAACAUAAAUACUUCAAGAACCCUGAAUGUGCGUCGUGUAAUGGUCAUCCUGGCCUGGUCGUAUGGCACGCAGAAAGAGGUUGCGGCGGGGGCGUAGGAUCUGACAAAUUUUCGAUCGUAUUCAAGCUGAAGAGGACGACUGAACGUGUUAUUACGACUAGUGUCGUGUCAAAGUCCUGUCCGUCUGGUUCCGUUUAUGAUACAAGCUUGAAGUUCUGUCGCAAAGGAUAUGUUAUUUCUUCCAGUAAUAAACUUGCCAACGAAUUUUUGAUCCUGCUGUGGUUAAAACCUCCUCUUAGAAGCGACUGGAAACUGCAUUCGACACUUGGAAAUUGGCUACGAACUGCAUUCACAUCUCGCUUUUUGCUUUUUCCAAAUCAAAUCUCUGAAGUUACUUUCCAUAAGCAAUACAUAUCAGCCAAUACUUUUUUCGUUGCGACGUUUCGGUUAACCCUGACGCCAUUUCAAAGCCUAGUAAUGGCCAACCCAAAUGAACCGGACUUGAACAUCACUCGCGAAAAUAUCGCUUUUUUGCAACUUUUGAACUCCACAGGCAAUUUUACGGUCGCUUACGAUGGAUACAAUGUUUCUAUAAUAAAUUUAAUUUUAAAACAGCUCUCGUGCUACGGAGAGGAGAAGUCACAUGAACACGACAUUGACAGGGAAAAUGGAACUUUUCUCGUGAAUAAAACUGGCGAAAGAUUGUUACUGGAUGACUACACUAUUGCUAAAGAAGAAGGUGGAAAUGUUACAUUAUGUCGUAAAUUGGUCUUGUCAGAUUGUUUGGGAGGAUCUUACGUUCCGUUAGCUCCAAACGAAUACAGGACUUUUCCUAAUUUAUCAGUUUAUUACAAAGCAACGAACCGAACUUUCCAUUUCGGAGAUUAUCUGAUCAGAGAAAAUAGCAACGUCACAUCUGAAGACUCAGGAAACUCGACAAUUGCCAUUUGUUUGCCUUUCAAAACCACGUUCAACGAAACUGAAGUAAAAUACAAAACAAACCGAACAAGUUAUGCGUUACAAAUUCUGACUACGAGUGGUUUUAGUGUUUCGAUAACCUGUUUGUUUCUUCUUCUGUUAACUUAUGGAUUAUUCAAAGAAUUGCGGACAGUUCCUGGAUUGAAUCUGAUGAACUUGAGUUUUUCCAUGUUUCUGUCCCAACUCGUAUGGCUGGUGGGUACCUCUCAUUUCACAGGGACAACCACAUGUAAAGCUUUCGCCAUAGUGGGACACUAUCUUCUGCAAACAUCAUUUCUGGCCAUGUCCGUCAUCUCACAUCAUACCUGUCUCACGUUGUCAAAUCCCUUCAUUGGACGAAUCGUCAACAAGUCUUUUCGACGAUUUAUCGCGUAUUCAGCAUUCGUGUGGUUAAUUCCUGCCAUUGUGAUCGCAAUUUGUGUCAUUUUGGAUGAAACAGAAGUGUUCCUAAUAGAUUAUGGAACAAAUUGUUGGAUGGAAACUGCAAAUGCUAAGCUAUAUUUGUUUCUGUUACCCUUGGCUAUACUUCUACUGUAUAAUAUCUUCAGAUUUAUCCAAACAGCACGUGGUUUAUCUCGUCAUAACAAGGACAGAAAAAUGUUAAAACAGAAAGAAGGAAAACAAAAUCUUCUCAUAUGCGCAAAAAUUGCGACGUUGGUCGGCUUUCCCUGGCUGUUUGCUUUCUUUGGUGUUCUGUUUCCCGAUGUUGAAGCCUUCGAAUAUUUGUUUGUUAUUUUCGUUUGUUCACAAGGAUUGUACAUUGGCGUCGCUUUUCUGUGCAACAAAAAAACUUUGAAACUUUAUGUUGAUCGAUGGAACGCAUUCUUGACGUCACGAGAAAAUUCAUCUUCACAAGCGACUGGUGCGCUGACCUUUGAAAUGACAUAAUGAAAAUGCGAGCUAGAUUUGCAAAUCUUGAUUUCACUUGGGUGUAAAUACUAAACGAUACCUGGGCACAGUUAGGGACAAUUGGCUUUAAUAGUUUUUCCAUUGUAUACUUGUAGUAAUAACCAACUUAUACUAGCGACUGUAACUUGCCGCAUGCACUUGGGCUCUAAACCAAUAGUUUUGCGUUGCAUACUUCCACCUUAGUGGAAACUAUAUAACUUAUCAGUGACUUUAAGUACACACAUUGGUAUAGCUUGCUAUAAUUGCUUUGCAUUUGAUUUCGAGUUUAAUAAUAUUUAGACAUGCAGACAUAUCCUAUUCAGUGAAAAUGCUUCUUUAAGUAUACUCGUGAUUCCUUCU
This is a messenger RNA of Dendronephthya gigantea, 3879 nucleotides long. RefSeq lists its product as uncharacterized. The coding region runs from base 805 to 3519 and encodes 904 amino acids. NCBI's taxonomy places the organism in Eukaryota, Metazoa, Cnidaria, Anthozoa, Malacalcyonacea, Nephtheidae. Gene Ontology annotation, cellular component: membrane. Gene Ontology annotation, molecular function: G protein-coupled receptor activity. Gene Ontology annotation, biological process: cell surface receptor signaling pathway; G protein-coupled receptor signaling pathway. The transcript has a single exon. The record is from RefSeq and is a predicted model, not a curated record.